Sordaria macrospora k-hell is the source of this 1428-nucleotide messenger RNA. RefSeq lists its product as uncharacterized. The record is from RefSeq and is a predicted model, not a curated record. Lineage: Eukaryota; Fungi; Ascomycota; Sordariomycetes; Sordariales; Sordariaceae.
AUGGCCCGAAGAGAAAUAGAAACGAAACCAUCCUCAGCAUCAGUAUCACCCCGACCACUGGAAACCGAUAAAGCUACUCCCGGCUCAGCAGCGCCUCUAUCGGAAUUCCAAAAUCUAGGCAACGGUAUUCUCUUCUUUGAUCCAUUGUUAUCACCAUCACCAUCACCAUUACCAUCACCACAAUCCCAUAACCAUAACCAUAACCAUAACCAUGAGCACCCCCAACCGCAACCGCAACCGCAGCCACAACUCAUAAUCCUCUGCACCUGGCUAGGCGGCGCCACCCCCCGGCGCAUAGCCAAAUACACCUCCGGUUACCGAAGUCUUUUCCCUACCUCGCCGAUCCUAGUGAUCCAAACCGUCAUUGCCGAUUUCACUGUCCGUUCUGAGCAGGCUAUUAGGAAGAAUUUGGGACCCGCUAGGGAUUGUGUGAGGGAUAUUCUUUCCCGGUCCAGUUCCAGCUGCAACUGCAGCUCCAGCUCCACUUCUAACUCAGCUCUUAGACGGAAAACGAGCCCGGGCAAGGGAACGGCGGAGACGGGGACAGGAGGGACGGGAAUCCUCCUCCACAUCUUCUCCAACGGCGGCUGCCACCUCGCCAUCCAACUCGCCCAUCUUUACCUCUCCUCUUCCUUAUCUUUUACCCCCUCCCAACCGCCCAUUGCACUACCAGUAACCCUGCAAAUCCUCGACUCCUCCCCCGGCACCUUUUCCGUCAGCCAAACCUACGGCGCAGCAGCGCAUUCCGUCCCUUCGCACCACCCGUGGCUUUUGCAGAGUAUCGAAAGGUGGGGAUUAUGGGGCGCCGUGGUCAUUAUCGCGGGACUACAAAAGGCAUUGCCGAGGAGUGUGGGGGAGGAUGUGAUUCGACAGAAAAUUUUGGGGGGCGUGGGGGUGGAUUUUGAGGGGAUGAGGGGGGAGGUUUUACAGCCCAAACUUUGGAGGGAGGGGGGAGAGGAAGGAAAUGAGACGGGGAGGUUAUAUCUGUAUUCGAAAGCGGAUGAGGCGGUUAGUUACAGAGAUGUUGAGAGGCAUGUUAGGCAGGCUAAGAGGCUGGUGAAGGAGAGGGCGGUAAAAAGGGGAUUGGGAAGGGGGAAGGUUCAAGAUGAGGUUGAAGGGUUGGUGAGAGCCGAGAGGUUUGAGACGGCGAGUCAUUGUUCUUUGUUGAUGGAUGAUGGGGAGAGGUAUUGGAAAGCUGUGAGGGAGAGUUGGGAGGGGCAGAUGGAGAGGAGAAGGCUGAGGAAGAGGGAGAAGGAGAGUAGAUCUGAAGAGGAGUGUGAAGACGGGAAUGUUGUGUUGGGCGCCAUGGAUGAGCAUGGAGAAGGGCAAAAGAGUGGCAGAGAGCCAGGAACAAGGUCUGGUGUUGAGGAGGGUGUUGAAUCAAGAGACGAUGAGCUUUCUAGAAGAAACCGGCUGAGCAAGCUCUGA